Molecule: messenger RNA, 1518 nt
Organism: Mesocestoides corti
Lineage: Eukaryota; Metazoa; Platyhelminthes; Cestoda; Cyclophyllidea; Mesocestoididae
Source: the annotation of a GenBank genome assembly
AUGUUAGACACCCCCUGCCGAGUGGACUACGAAUUGAAGGUUUAUGUUGUGGACGACGAGGAUACGAGGCCGCAGAAGCGCAACUCAGUGCGCAUGGUUGUGCGGAAGCUGACGUUUGCACCAGACGAAGCAGGUCCCCAGCCGACGGCGGAGGUCGUCCGCGAUUUCCUCAUGAGUCUCGGAAGCCUCCGGGUCGAAGCUUCUCUGGAUAAGCAGUACGUCAUUUCCUUUGUCUACAAACGCUUCGAAGCAAUUGCCAAACUUACCACCGAGCAUCUAAAACCUUCCAAUGGGCCCUGUUGGUUUUCCGCGUUUGUUAAGACGUUCACUCAAACGAGCUUCACGAGGUUACCGAUUGAUGUUUUGCGCACGAGCACGACUGUUAGCCACCCACUUUCCCUCCACACCUCAGCGCCCACUGUACGUGGGUCUGAGGUAAAGCAGUCCGGUGGCUCUUUGCAUUUCCAUGUUCUCUUUCAGAAGUACUUCCAUGGAGAAUCAAUAGUAGUCAACGUUCUUGUGGACAAUAAUUCUACCAAAACUGUCAAAAAGAUCAAAUUAAUUGUCCGGCAGUAUACAGUCAUCUGCUUGCCUAAUGCAAGCCAUUACAAGUGCAACGUCGCCGAAAUUAAUUCCGAGGAAGGCUUCCCGAUUUGGCCUAGUCAGACUGGUUGGUGCAAAGUUUACCGGCUGUGUCCUCUUCUCUCAAACAACCGGGAUAAAUCCGGUCUUGCACUUGACGGGGACCUCAAGAAUGAAGACACCAACCUCGCCUCUUCCACCAUGUGCGGCAUCCCUCCCAACUCCUCUCGUGAGGCCCUGGGCAUCGUUGUUCAGUACAAAGUGAAAAUUCGCCUUGUUCUCGGCUUCGGGUUGAGCGACGUCUGCCUAGAGCUUCCAUUUAUUCUGACUCACCCCAACCCCGAGUCAUCAGCCACAGCAGGCCUCGAAAGCGCCUUGGACGACUUCCACUUUACGGAGGCAGGUCGCGUUGGGGACGAGAGCAGUGGUGGGGAGGGUGCGGAGGGACCCCCCGACGCCGCAGCCCCCAAUGGCGGCGCUGCUGCCGCCGCCACCUUCGGCGCCCGUCCUCAGAUGGGUGUGCUGGCGAAACGGGCGGCCACGGCCACUGGCAGGUCGCCCACCGCUGCGAGUUCGCACAUUGCAGAAUUUCUGCGAGCCUCGGAGAUGCCCGAUGGAAUGGCCGCCUUCGCACCGGCCGUGUCCACGGAGAAUACGGACACGCUUGAGGACUUCCUUGGCAUCCAGUCGAAAAGACGCUCUCCCAGUAGCAAUGGCCUCCACUUUCCCCCGACUUUCGCGGCGCCACCGAGUGGUAACUGUUUUUACCACCCUCAGCCCCCCGCCUUGGGAGAGCCCUCCACCUUGCACCUCGCAACCACCUCCUCACACCACCCCCGCCCUCAGCAGCCGGAGACCGACGAUGAUGACCUCAUCUUCGAGGACUUUGCUCGGCUUCGCUUAAUGCAACAGCAGAAGCAGCAAACCGCCCCUUGA